Drosophila rhopaloa is the source of this 426-nucleotide messenger RNA. RefSeq lists its product as uncharacterized. The coding region runs from base 1 to 426 and encodes 141 amino acids. The transcript has 3 exons. Lineage: Eukaryota; Metazoa; Arthropoda; Insecta; Diptera; Drosophilidae. The record is from RefSeq and is a predicted model, not a curated record. Gene Ontology annotation, molecular function: protein dimerization activity.
AUGGACAAGUUCUUAAAGCGCAAGAAUGAGCUUGCGGCCCUAGAAAAUGUAGGUUCCAAACCACUGCCAGCACCACCAAUUCUUCCCGAAGAAGAUAGCUCUCCCACUGAUCCGCUUUUUAGGUUUUUGAAAUCUAAAAAUGCCGCCAGAGCUCUGAACGAAAAGGUGGAUUCAACCAAAUCUUUAAAUCAUUACCUUAGUCAGAGCCAUAAAGUGCAAGAUCCUCUUGAGUUUUGGAAGAACUGCGCAGAAGACACUAUUGGUCUGCAGACAUUGGCGAAGCGAUACUUGACUAUUCCAGCUACGUCUACAGAGUCUGAACGUAUGUUCAGCAAAGCAGCGGAAGUAAUUUCCACAAAAAGAACUUUGCUAAAGCCGGAAAAUGUAAACCGGCUAUUGUUUUUGAACAAAAACGUGGACCUGUAG